Castor canadensis (American beaver) is the source of this 814-nucleotide messenger RNA. RefSeq names its product proteasome 20S subunit beta 1 (gene Psmb1). The record is from RefSeq and is a predicted model, not a curated record. Gene Ontology annotation, cellular component: nucleus; cytoplasm; proteasome core complex. NCBI's taxonomy places the organism in Eukaryota, Metazoa, Chordata, Mammalia, Rodentia, Castoridae.
CCAUCUCGCCGUGAGACAGCAAGAGAAGUCCGCGAUGCUGUCUUCCGCUGCCACCUCCUGGGGGCCCGACCGAGAGUUGGGGAUGGAGUCGCACCUCGCCGCGGGCCCUAUACAGUGGCGCUUCUCGCCCUACGCCUUCAACGGAGGUACUGUAUUGGCAAUUGCUGGAGAAGAUUUUUCAAUUGUUGCUUCUGAUACUCGAUUGAGUGAAGGGUAUUCAAUUCACACCCGAGACAGUCCCAAAUGUUACAAAUUAACAGACAAAACAGUCAUUGGAUGCAGUGGUUUUCAUGGAGACUGUCUUACCCUGACAAAGAUUAUUGAAGCAAGGCUAAAGAUGUACAAGCAUUCUAAUAACAAGGCCAUGACGACUGGGGCAAUUGCUGCAAUGCUGUCCACCAUCCUAUACUCAAGACGCUUUUUUCCAUACUAUGUUUACAACAUCAUCGGGGGACUCGAUGAAGAAGGGAAGGGAGCUGUAUACAGCUUUGACCCAGUGGGCUCCUACCAAAGAGACUCCUUCAAGGCUGGAGGCUCAGCAAGUGCCAUGUUGCAGCCCCUGCUUGAUAACCAGGUUGGUUUCAAGAACAUGCAAAACGUGGAACAUGUCCCACUGUCUUUGGACAGAGCCAUGCGACUGGUAAAAGACGUCUUCAUUUCUGCAGCCGAGAGGGACGUGUACACUGGGGAUGCCCUCAGAAUCUGCAUUGUGACCAAAGAGGGCAUCAGGGAGGAGACCGUACCCCUGAGGAAGGACUGAUACGUGGACCUUACCUUAGAGCUAUUAGACGAAUUUGUUUUAUUAAAAAAGAAU